Messenger RNA from Spirodela intermedia, 6963 nucleotides. The record is from the annotation of a GenBank genome assembly. NCBI's taxonomy places the organism in Eukaryota, Viridiplantae, Streptophyta, Magnoliopsida, Alismatales, Araceae.
AUGGGUGACGGAGCCCUAGAGGAUGGUCGACUUCUCUCCCCCUGGCCCACUGCCAUAUUUCUCCUCGUCGGGAUCCUUCAGCUCAUUGAUCGAUUCAUCGGCCGUCUCAAAAAGGUUGUCCCCAUCUCCUCGCCCAUCUGUAUCAGCGGUCGGUUCUUCAGAUUUUUGGGAUUAUUAAAUUUAGGAUUAAUUUAGUUUUCUUUCGUGUUCCUAUGUUUGAGAGUUGCUUUCGUGAAGAACCAUAUUCCCUGCUAGGGUUGAAUGUAUUGCAUUUUAGCUAUGCUGUUGAUUAGGGCCGAGAUUGCAAAUCUAAAAGACAUGGCUUUUCUCGCAAGCUGUUUUUUUUUCCUGCAUGUUGGUAUCUCUGUUUGGUCAGCUAGUCUGAUAAUCUUGAUCAUAAACCAAUGAAGAGAUUAAGAAUUAGGAGCAUAUGUCACCCAGAGUAUUGAGAGAAAUUCGAAAGGGUAGGAAAUAUAAAUCUCGCAACCUUUCUUGUUGGUAUGAUAUAUUUAUUCUUCUGAUUAUGCUUUUUUUUGCAGAUGACAGAUUAGCAAUUUGCAUGUAUAGAAGUUAUAUUUGUCAAAUUAGAAAAAUAACUUUGCAAAGGUAAACUUUUAUCUGUAGCUUCACGCACACCAUUGGGAAGCUCAAGAUGCUGAAGCACAUGAUUUUCGGAAUGCUAAGUUGGGUGCUAGAUUUUUUAUGGUGGCUAGCGUACCAUUCCUAGGUAUACUUUGCAUAAAUAUAUAUAUAUAUAUAUAUAUAUAUAUAUAUAUAUAUGUGUGACCUUUGGCUCGUAUAAGGUCCCAUGAAAGGGUACUUUACUAUCCAAAAGCAUUUAUAUAUUCGAAUUGGAGAAAAUGCACAAGAAAGUCCGCUGACCGAUGAAGUCAUGGGCUUUGGUUCAUAUCUUGACGCCCCAAGCCUAGUAAGCAACCACGUCAAGAUGAGGAGCCUUGUGUUGGGUUCUGUGGCUUGUUUGUUGAAGCUCAGGUGAUACACGGUUGCUUCACAAAGGAGCGGGGUCUGAAAUUCAUAUCCAUUUUUGCCGGAAAAAAACUGAAAAUGGUGAAAUGUCUGUGUGAUUUUGACAGUCAGCUACAGUGGCUUUACUUCAGCCUGUGUAGCCAGGGUAUUCAGGUUAAUCCAAGCUAUCAGGUUAUUGGGUUUAGACGAGUGAGGGGAAGGAGGGGAACAACAAUGUUAUUAGGUUUUCUUUGUGUUGUCCUUUAAGAAUUGUGGACACAUUUGGGGGAUCCAUGGAUGUAUGAUUUGUCAAACAACAGAUUAUUCUUAUUUUCUAUUUCUUUGUUCUGUAUGUGUAUUUAGGUGCGUAAUUAUGUUGAAAUCAAACGACAAUGCUUCUGCACGUCAUUCAAGUUAUUCUCAUUUUGUGGGAUCACAGCUCAGGUUUGUGGUAGAGACCAUUUUAAUCUGUAUGGUAAGGAUGGACAACCAGAUGAAGAUGCAAGCCAAAAAUGUCUGAUUGGAAGGGCAACAUCAAUCUGUGACAGAUGAGAUGUUAUGCAUUUGCAAGGAUACGUGGUGAUAAUAAGAUCAAAACUCUAUAGCGAGGAUUGAGGAGAACUAGAAAAAAAGAGACGUCAGAAAAAUGUAGAUAUAUCUUAUAUAUAUAUAUAUAUAUAUAUAUAUAUGGCUCUUUGCAUUGUGAUGUUAGAGAAGAUGGUAAUUGAUUUGUAGAAAGGAAUCGAAUUUUCGCAAUAUAAUAUAUACAGCUCAAAUAGUGGGAACAGGUUGGCAGAUGCAAAGAAGUAGAAAGAGAAGGAUGGGUAGAAGGAUGAGAUGCACCGGUGGGAGGAGGCUCUGAAGUCAGACUGGAGGGGUGAUCAUAGUUCCCAUCAUUCCUCUCCUAGGGAGAAACUCUGACUACUGAUAUGUCUGGUCCCGUUUCAGGAACUUGACGCUGAAGAAGGUGAUCCUUAAUCUGCCGUGAAGCAUCAUGAGGUGGAUGAUCUUUUCAUUUGAUGAGAGAGGGCAAAUUUCCUUUUAGAGAAUGUCUUGGCCUUUUUACUCGUGAGGACAGAAUUCAAAAGAGCUAGCUAAAGGUGGCAAUGGUAGAAGAGGCCAUCACAGCCUUACCUACAGGGACCUCAGGAGACAGAGAAGAAAGCUCAAAGAAAAUAAUGAAAUAAAUUCUCUACAUUGGAAAUAAGAUUAUUAUUUCUAUUUGACGGAAAAUAUAAUGGGUAACCAUUCGAUCCUUAAUUAUUGAUGGCAUGAAAGGGACCAGUAGUUUAUGGAUGAAGUUUCUCUGAGUAAUGAAUGAUGUGCUGCCAUCGCAGAGUCACUUUCUCUGAACCCGAGAUUCAUGUGCGAGGAUAUGUGGCACCUUUGUGUUUUUUGACCAUAUACGAUGAUCAUAUGAUGAAUUCAUCAAGAAUAUAAUGAUUUGUUCUUAAAAAGAAUGAGCUAACUUGGAAGGAUGAGGAUACAAGCGAAAUGGAAUGAUGUUAAGGGGAAACACAGGCUAUGUACCAAGAACAACCUGAAAGGAGUUUUGACCAAUCAUUUGAUCAGUGAACCUGUCAUAUGCAAUUCAGUCGUGUAUGGCAGUCGGUAAAAUCAGGUCCCACUUGGUUUUCUAGUCUCCUUCUGACCUUUCUGUUAGAUCAUCAUCUAAGGGUGGAAAGCCAGAUAGCUUUAGUUGAGUAACAAAGGUUUUCCAUUGAGUUACCAGAGAAGCUUGUAACUUUUGCAUCUCUGUCAGAAUCAGUUGGCAUGUGUAAGACUAAAGAAGAGUUUGGCGGCACACGAGGCACGAGAGGUUUGCUGAAUGAAAUGGAAGGUGUCAUUUUAGAGUAGUCCACUUUCAUAAUGGCAUCAUUGUCCCCUGGAUGUUUUGGGAAGUUUUGGAAUAAUAUCAGACUUACAGAGGUGUUAUGAAGACCAAUGUUUGGCUCCCUAGUCGUAGCCAUUUGAUAUCUGUGGUCUUAGGGGACAAUUCAUUCGAUGUCGCUAUGUGUAGAAGGCCAGAAGGUAAUCCAUUAAGUUGACUUUCACCUCUGUUUACUUAUUGGGAAGAAGGUUCUGAUCACAUACAGUUUAUCAGGUGUUGGUAACAUGUAGCUAGGCGAUCCUAUUCAUCCAAAUAAAAUGAAUAGUGGGAAAUCCUGUGUAGUAAAGACAUUCAAAUAAUCCGAGCAAGGGGUAGUACAAUGGAUGGAAAAAAGGAGGAUCAUCAAGGUUCCUAAUUUUUUUCUAUUUCUAGGUUGUGGGAGGGAGUCCAUGGAUGUAGGCUGCCUUCCAUCUCGUUGAUUGCUCACAUUCAUAAGGGGGAGAGAGAAAGAGGAUGAACAGAAGAAGAGAGAGAAGGACAAAUGAGAGAUUGGCAGAAGCCCUUUGUGAUGUGCAGAUGUGAAGAGACUAUCUUCUUGCAUGCCACCAAAGGUAGGGUUCUUUUCUUAAUGCUAGUGGGGUUACAAAGGGACAGAACACGAAUUCAUCUAACAUGACUGAAUGGACAUUAGAGGGAAAAACAGUUGUCAAAAAGGUAGGUCUUCCGGGUUAUUAGGUCCAAGAUUGCAGUAGCCCAUCCAUGGGUGCAGAUCAUAGCCUGUGUAUUGUAUGAUUAUUUUCGAACUUAUGUACAGUACAUCCAUAAGCCAUUUGAGUGUUGUCAAGAGAAGCUCGUUCCGAUAACCUCCAAAUCACAACACUGCAAAUGUAGACCUCAUUCACCAUUUACUUUUUGCACUUGCGUCAUCUGGUGAAGCCUACAUUUUGACUGAAAGAUGCUAUCGAGCUUUAACAAGCAAUGUUACCUUAAUCAAAGUUGUUUUACGGAAACUUCAAGAUGAUACUGAAGGGAUAAUGGCUUCGAUCCCUGCUGGCUUCACAUUAGAGUGAUAUUAGGAUAGCAGGUGAUGUCAGGCCACUUUGAAUGCCGUUUUGAGGUGAUGCCAUAAGGUCAAUAAUAUCAUCAAUCUAUGUCAUUGAUCCAUCAUUUAGGAUUGUAAAUUGAUAAAUAUUCUAGUAAGCAACAGGAUUUCUGAGAAUGAUACAUGUGAAAUUAGCUCUGUUAGAUAGAUUAGACGACGAUCCUAGAUUUCUUUAUUUAUUUAUUUAUUUAUUGAGUUUGCUUUCGUUCUUCUCGUUGUUUCAAAUGAUAUGAGGUAAACAUAUUAUAAUCUCUUGAUUUCUUGAUAUUAUGUUCAUCUAACACUUUCUUGCCAACUGCAGCUUCAUUGAAUGUAUAAUCUUUGUAACCUCACUUUAUUGCUAUUGAAUCGACCAUGUUUCUCAGAAAGAGUCAAGAACCGCAGAGGAGAAUCAAUUGAUAGAAGAAAUAAAGGAGCUUUUAAAGCAGGCCAGCUUGCUAUCGACGUAGGUUUCUAUUACUUCAUUGAGUCCAUUCUCUCAAGAACCAAAAUACAAUCUGGUUCUUAUAUAUUUUUGGGAUCAACUUGGCAGCUUGAAUAAUUUUUUUGAUGGCGCUUAUGCGAUAUUUCAUUCCUCUCUUUCUUGUCCUGCAUAUUUUUACUUUUCUUUCUCAUAUAUCAAUGAGCUGCUUUUUACUGGUAAUUUUGGACCAGUUUGUUUUCAGGGUUUUCUGGAUUUAGUUGACGGGGGAUAAAAAAGGAAACAUUCAGAGUCGUGACAUUCUUUACCCAGGAGCUGCAAAAAGAGUAAAAAUUGAAUCCUUAAGAAAACGAAUAUAAUAGAGCAAACAGCAUUCUUGAGUAGUUAAUGCAAAAGUAAUGAAUGGUAAUGUUUACUUUCGCCAACAUAUAAAACCCGAGAGAAUCAGCAAUUUUUUGAAAGUUAGUGCUUUAGAAAAAUGAUGAGUAAUCUUUGUCUGGUUCUUCAGUGUCAUUCGUUCUUUGGAUGAUAUAAGAGUGCAAGGAUAUGCCAAUCUUAUCACUCAUUAAAAUUUUGAUUUAUAUUUCCCCGCAUGGCAAUGGCAACCUUAUUAACUUACGUUUAUGGUGGGUUAUCUGGGCCAAGGUCUGAAAAAGUUAUUCUGUGGAACUAAUAUGUUGAUCUGUUUACGUGAUGAAAGGGGAUAACUUCCUUAUUUAUGUGCCCCCCCAGAAAUGAAUAAAUGUGCUGCAGAUAAAACCCAAAGAUUAGAAAGUCGACAUGUUCUGACAAUUUCUUUCAAAAAAAUUAUGAGGAAGUCAAUAAAUGAUCCGAAAGUUAAUAUUUUAUAUCUCACCAUCAUCGGCCAAUUGAUUUUUUCUUUAAAAUUCUCCACUGAUUUUUAUUUAAAUUAUAUAAAAAAGUUUCUGGAACUUGUUUAUUUGACAGUUCUUGUUGUUGAAUUUUUCUUCUUUUAAUCAUAAAAAAAAAUCGACUUCAUUUUUGCAUGGAGGUUUAAAUCAGUGAAAAGUUAUUUGGAUUAAACCAAACCCCUUUCGAGGUAUUUGAUUUAACCUAUUAAACUUUUAGUUUAUGAUUCUCAGUUAUACUUAGAAGAAUGAUUACUUAUUACAGAACGAAUUGACUGAUGAAUAAGCUAAACUCUUUUGGAAUGACCCAAUAUGUAAAUUCUCUUCAGAAGGUUUUUAGAGAUUUAUGGAGAACUUACCUUGAAAAUACAUCGGUCAGGAAUUCAGUGUGAAUACACACCAUCAGGACAUGAAAACGGUUCCCAUAAUUAGUGAAUAAAAUUUGGGCUAAGAUUAAUUGCAUUGGGUUUCUUUUUAUGUAUCAACUAGAUCUUCUUCUUCUUCUUCUUCGUUUUAAGAAUCACGUUUAGGAUGCCUCUUCUCUCUGUCGAUCAGUUUAUUUUGCACGCCAGCUGUUCAUAUUCUAUUUGUUUUCAUGUCUGCAGACCAUCCUCAUUUGCUCAUGCUGCGAAGCUUCAACGAAUGGCAGCAGCUAAACAGAAGGAGCUUGUGAAGAGUAAGUCAACAUUAUUAGGAAACAUGUUCUGCUCCAAAUCCAUACCCACUUUCGGAAAAAAUGAUUAGAAUGUUGAUCUACUCCUCCUUUUCCAUAUAAUGGUUGAAUUCCCAUUCAGGGGUUGAAGGUAAUCGCCUGCUUUCUUCAAAGAUUCGUUCUCAUUCUGGUCCAGGUUGAAGUCUGGCUCUUUCAGGACCAUAAAAGGCUGAUCCCGAAACUGGCCUAUUAAAAAAAUUGUGGAAGAAAUAGUCAUGAAAGAACUUCUUCUAUAAAUAAAAAAAAUUGAUAGUUCUCUGAUUUUUCCUCCCUCUAAAGUCCUAAAUGUUAAUGUCUUUCAGUUCAGCAGGAAAAUAAAAAGAACAAAAGGGUGUCAUAUGAUUCAUGUGCAAGGGCUUUUAUGCUUCUGAAGGUCCGUUUUGGUGGUUCUCUGGCUGAUUUUAGUUUAGAAUUUUAUUUUUUUAUCUGGAAAUUAUCACUCUUUAUCCACUUAAUAAAUAUUUAUGGUUGGAUUUUUUUUGCAGGUAAUCAUAUAUCUUGGCCUUAGCUGGUGGUUUUGGGGAGUUCCCAUUGCAGAGGUCCCUCGACAGUUUCUGCAACCUUUGGGUGAAAUAUUUAUUAGAUUUUAUUUCCUUAUUUCUCUCUGUUUCACCAACUAUUUUAUUUAAUUAGACUUUUUUUGGCACCUUAUAACAUUAAAAUUCCCAAUUCCAGUAAUUAAAUCGGAUCUUACUAUUUUUGGCAACUUGUGGAUGAUUCUGUAAACCGUGGCCUAUUUGGGUAAAAGAACUCCAAGAAGAUCGGACUUGCCGAUUGCCUUCAUCUGAUCGGUCUUCUUCAGGCUCAGCUUAUCUUAAUCCGGCAUGUUCUUGCAGGGAGGAUGCUGUCGUGGAGAGCUGCGGAUCCGGCAACUGACGUCAUCAAGGUACGAGAGAGUUCCCCAACAAGUGCUUCAAGCCCUGGUUAUGGUUGACUUGACUGGACCCACCCCGCUGACCAUCAUCUUCUAUCUGAACUCAGGUUGGGAUAAUUCCCUGGCUGGUGCUGACCAACCGGGUCAGCAAGUUUCUAUCUCAAAAGCUGCCUGAUCUAUUUCUCUAG